AUGUUACCAAAGUCCCCUCGUAAGGGAAAGCUUGUGAACCUCCGGGUUCAAUUACUGGAUGAUAGUUAUCACACUUUUCUAGUACAGGCCAAAGCAAUGGGAAGUGUACUAUGGGAAGAUGUUAUCAAGUCUCUAGAACUUGUAGAAGCGGAUUAUUUCGAUUUGGAAUACAACGAUGAACAAGGAUUGCAGUGCUGGCUUGACCGUGAGAAGCCAAUUCUGAAACAAAUUCCUAACACAGAUACUGUGUUUAGAUUCUGUGUCAAAUUUUAUACACCUGAUCCUGUAUUGUUGGAGGAUGAAUAUACACGCUAUUUAUUUGCCCUCCAAGUGAAAAGGGAUUUACGAACAGAAGAAUUACCUUGCAGUAAUAAUACUCUUGCUCUCUUAGCCUCUUACAUAGUUCAAUCUGAAAUUGGUGAUUUCCUUGAAGAUGAGUACUUAGAUACCUCCUAUUUAACCUCAUGUAAAAUCUUACCACAUCCGUCUCGAGAACUUGAACAGAAGAUAAUGGAGUAUCACAGGCAGCAUAUUGGCCAAGGUCCAUCUGAAGCUGAUAUUAACUUACUUGAUACAGCAAGGAAAAUUGAACAGUAUGGAAUCCGAAAUUUUCCAGCAAAGGACCAUGAAGGAGUACAUUUGAGCUUGGCUGUUGCACACAUGGGAAUUGUUGUUUUCCAAAACUUCACACGAAUAAAUACAUUUUCUUGGGCCAAAAUUAGAAAACUAAGUUUCAAACGGAAAAAAUUUCUCAUUAAGCUUCAUCCUGAAAAUUAUGGUUACUACAAAGACAUAGUUGAAUUUUUCUUUGACAGCCGAAAUGAAUGCAAAGGAUUUUGGAAAAAAUGUAUUGAGCACCAUGCAUUUUUUCGCUGUCAUACUGUCAAGAAACUCCCUCGUAACAAAACAAGAGUUGUCAGUCGAGGAUCUUCCUAUAGGUAUAGUGGUAAAACACAAAAGCAGCUGAUGGAAUAUGUUCGGGAGAAUUACUUUAAAAAGCGGACAUUUGAAAGAUCUGUGAGCGGCCGGAUCAGUAGGAGUACAAGUGCGACGCCUAAAAGUCAUCCCAAAACAACUACUCUUAACUCUUCUGACUUUCACGUGAGUCAGAAUAGUACUGCGUCCAGCGGCUCACAAAUCUUGGCCGACACUACCCACGACAGCAACCAUGUGUUGCCAUCAGCUCGGGUAGAAACUGCUGAGGUGCACAGUGAGAGUUCCUUGUCAGGCAGCCGCUCCCUGGGAUCACCAAAGCUGGAGUCGGCCCGCAGCCACAGCCAGCCCGCCAUCACUUUGGAGCAGGAUGAGAACAGGAAUGACCACCAGGCUCCAGGCAGUUCUCCGCAGAACAUUGACAAAGUGGAGUCCAGUGAUCAUGUCCACAGCAAAAAUGCCAAAUUGGAUUUGAAUGGUUCCUUAAAUAACGGUGACAUCAGAGAUUCCUCCUCCUGCUUCUUGAUGGAUCGAAAAUAUUCUGAACCAAUCCUUAGUCAAAAUGAAGGCAUUGAAGAGAAUGCAAUUAUACGUUCUAAUGAGAUAGAAAAUAUUCCAGAACACAUACGAGAGACGCCUGAGCCAACCUCACCCCAUAAACACAGCCUUACUCGAAGUCAAAGCGUGAAUCCCGAGAAUCAAUAUCACUAUGAUUCUACUCUUCCUCUUCCACCCCCACCCCCACCCCCAGAGGAUGGAAUUGAUGGCGCCGUUCCUUUGUCACCUCCCCAACAGGUGAAAUCAGUAUUAGCUGGUGACAAUGAAACAUUAGCAUCAAGUAAUGUUAGUACUCUUCGCUCUCUGGAUGGUGAGGAGGAAACGAAGAAAAAAAGGGUUAGUAAGCGGCGUGCUCCAACUGACAAAUCCUACUGCAUCACUAAAGAACUCUUGAUGACUGAAAGAACAUUUAAGAAGGAUUUAGAAGUUGUUACACAGGCUUUCAAAAAUACACUGGUUUCUGCAGCAGUUCCAGAAUGCCUUUCACAUCUCUUGUUCUCCUCUUUGGGUCCCAUCUAUGAUUUCCAUUGUACUUUUCUGAGAAAUAUUGAACAAAGAAUUGUUUCUUGGGAAGGAAAGAGUAAUGCCCAUGUAGUACCCGAUUCCCAGAGGAUAGGAGACGUCUUGUUGGGACUUAACAAGAUAUUACCAACUUAUAAGAAUUACUUGGACAGAUUAGAAGAAAUGUUGACCGAGUUGGAAUUAACUGUUAAGAAAAACCGGGAAUUUGAACAACUGUACAAAGAAUUUGAAGCAGAAAAAGCUUGCUAUUUGCCUUUAAAUACAUUUCUUCUUAAACCAGGACAACGACUGCUGCACUAUAAAUUAAUUCUUGAAAGGUUAAUAAAGCAUUAUAACCAAGAUCAUCCUGAUUAUAAUGACUGUCAAGUUGCUCUGAAUAACAUUCUUGAGGUAAUCAAUCAAUUCAGGGAUAAAAUGCAAAAAGUAGAUAAUCUUCAAAAACUGAUAGAACUUCAAAGAGAUCUUGUUGGUAUUGACAGUCUUGUACAUCCUGACCGAGAAUUCAUAAGAGAAGGUUGUCUUCAGAAAUUUUCUCGGAAAGGUUACCAACAAAGAAUGUUUUUCCUGUUUUCAGACAUGCUCAUCUAUACAAGUCGAACAGCAACGUCACUUUUGCAGUUCAAAGUUCAUGGACAGCUGCCGUUACGUGGGAUGAUGGUAGAGGAAUCCGACAUCUCUAAAGUGGCUGUUGCCAAUAGCUUCACAAUAUAUGGUGGGAACAAAUGCAUUCUUGUAGCUGCCAGUUCAGAGGAAGAAAAAGAUAAGUGGAUUGAAGAUCUGAGUUAUUCUAUUUGUAUGGCAAAGAAACAAAAUGAUGAGAAAAUGAAAUAUGGCAGCAUUCGAUCUAACACAAGUUCAACUGAAAAUGUAUCUACAACUGGAUCUUCUGAUACUGAUAAACUAGGUACAUCUCCCCCGAGUCCUGAGAAACAAAUUCAGCAUCGGGGCAACACUACUAUGCAUGUGUGCUGGCACCGCAACACGAGUGUCAGCCUGAGAGACCACGACAAGGCUGUCAAGAAUCAACUAAGUGGAUAUCUUCUGAGAAAAUUUAAAACCAGCAAUGGGUGGCAAAAAUUAUGGGUUGUUUUUACAAAUUUCUGCUUGUUUUUCUACAAAACCUACCAAGAUGAAUUUCCUUUAGCUAGCCUCCCCCUCUUGGGUUAUGCAGUUAAUAUCCCAACAGAAGAAGACAAGAUCACCAAAGAUCAUGUCUUUAAGCUCCAGUUCAAGAAUCAUGUCUAUUUUUUCCGAGCAGAAAGUGAAUAUACAUUCGAAAGAUGGAUUGAAGUAAUCAAAAGUGCCACCAGCAGCGCCCGCAGAUUUCGCCUAUUUAGUCGUCUGGAGAGUGAACACGCUGAGAGAUCGUGA
Messenger RNA from Acanthosepion pharaonis, 3384 nucleotides. Lineage: Eukaryota; Metazoa; Mollusca; Cephalopoda; Sepiida; Sepiidae. The record is from the annotation of a GenBank genome assembly.